Molecule: messenger RNA, 4614 nt
Organism: Alligator sinensis (Chinese alligator)
Lineage: Eukaryota; Metazoa; Chordata; Crocodylia; Alligatoridae
Product: low molecular weight neuronal intermediate filament-like
Exons: 5
Coding region: 1-936 (311 amino acids)
Source: RefSeq, a predicted model, not a curated record
AUGAUUCUGCUUGAAGAUGUCUUCAUGUUGUUUCUAAUGCAGUGCCAGGACGAGGCGCGGCUGCGGGACGAGGCGGAGCGCGCCCUGCGCGACUGCAGGAAGGAGGCGGACCGCGCCGCGCUCGCGCGCCUCGAGCUGGAGAAGAAGGUGGAGGCGCUGCUGGACGAGAUCGCCUUCCUGCGCCGCGUGCACGACGAGGAGGUGGCCGAGCUGCAGGCCGAGCUGCAGGACGCGCAGGUCUCGGUGGAGUUGGAUGUGAGCAAGCCGGAUCUCACUGCUGCCCUAAAGGAGAUCCGCAUGCAGUAUGAGGUCCUAUCUGCCCGGAACCAGCAGUCGGCCGAAGAGUGGUACAAAUCCAAGUUUGCCAACUUCACUGAGGAGGCUGCGCGCAGCAAUGACAGCAUCCGCCAGGCCAAGGAGGAGAUCACAGAGUACCGGCGCCAGCUGCAGUCCCGCAACAUUGAGAUCGAGUCCCUGAAGAGUGCCAACGAGUCUCUGGAGAGGCAGCUCCAGGAAGCUGAAGAGAGGAGCAACACAGAGAUCCAAAAUCUGCAUGAAACUAUUAACCAGCUGGAGAAUGCUCUGAGGACAACCAAGGGAGAGAUGGCUCGUCACCUCCGGGAGUACCAAGAUCUGCUCAACGUAAAGAUGGCCCUGGAUAUUGAAAUAGCUGCCUAUAGGAAGUUACUGGAAGGGGAAGAGACCCGACUGAGCACCGUUACCAGUGGGAGCACAUAUGGCCUUGGCUAUGCUAUCCCAUCUGGCCCAUUCUCCGGAGUAAAAACCUUCUCCAGCAGCAUGGUCACUGUCAGAAAGGAGGAGAAGAAGGACCCGCAGGACAACAUCAAGGAAGCCGGGCUGGCUGAAGAGCCAAAGGCUGCUGGGCAAGACAAGCCCAGAGAAGAGAAGGCAGAAACAGCCCCAGCCAAAAACUAAACUGAAGUAAGCUUCUGUCUCCUCAAGGGGAGCAGGAGUAUACUGCAGGGGAAGAGAUCAUCUUGUAUCCUUCUGUAGCCUGUUACAGUAACAUGGAGGGGCAGCACGGUCCAGUGGAUAGAGCUUUUGACUUGCACUCAGAUGCCCUGGGUUCUCUUCAUAGCUCAGCCACUGACCCACCACAUGACCUUGGACCAAAUCACUUCCCCUCUUUGUGCCUAGUUUUCCCCUCUCCCCCUUGGCCUAUCCUAUCUGUAGAUUGUAAGCUCUCCUGGGCAGGGACCUCUGUAUAGCACUGAGCACAAUGUUGGAACCUUCAGCACGACUUCAGUGCUGCUUUAGGGCAAGGGCUCCCUGUGUCUCAUGCCCUUGGCUCCCAUGCCCUCAACCCGCUCACAUAAAACUUGGUUGUAAAUACUUCUGCUGACUUCAGUGGCAUCAGAUCUGGGCUCUUUCUUAAUAUGCAGACCAGGGCUCCAGUGUAUUCCCACUUCCUUCCCACAGCUCUAAACCCUGCUCUUUUACAGCAGGUUAGGAUAUGCAUGUUUGCAAUUGCUAGCUUCUGCAGCCAAACUCUGUUAAAGGAUUCUGUUAAAGCAACUUCUUGGCUCCUGUCAAGGCCCCUAUUGAUUAAACAGGACCAUCUCACUAUCCUGAUGCCUCACACAUUUGGUACAGUUACCCCAAAAGGUUACAGAUCACAGCUUCUGAAUACCCUGUAAGAGGUGCCAGUGGGAGUAACCUGUUGGGUCUGGCAGUGGCAACUCUGUUUUUUAUUCAGGGAAGUGCCAGCCAGGUCUGUUUCUAUAGAAAGAAGCCAGUCUCUUCCUCACUCUGGUCAAGAGACCAGGCCUUCAGCCCUUCUCUGCUUCUGAGACUUCUUCCACUUUUUUCCCUUCCUUCCUUCCUUUUUAACUUUUGCUGUCACUGCCAGCUGAGGGCACUCUCUGGGUAACAGCAGGUAUAGUCUGCAGUCAAAGAAGAGAUAGAAAAGCUAUGGUUGACCACCAGAUUCUGAUGCAUUUACUCGCACUGAAUAGCACCUUAUUCCACCAGCAGUGUCAGUGGAGUUUGGACCAGAUGAUGUUUCCAACCCUAUACUUCUAUGAGUAAGGUAUCAGUAGGUAUACGGUUAUCAUGAAUCUGGCUCAGAUCUUGAGAAGAGCUUGCUCAGUAUUUGUGGUGGUGAUCACUUGCAAAUCUGGCCCCCUUGUGAGUGCUGCACACUUGAAAAUGUGUCCCCAGGCUUUUUUAUUUGGCUAUUGUUUUUUAGCAAAACAAAAAAGGGUGUUUGGGGGAGCAGAGGCAAGGUUACCCAUAACCUUUUCUGCAAAAAGCAAAUAAACAUGUGCAAAGCUGAAAAUGCCAGUGAUCUUGCUGAGACUCAGGUGUCUUGGUUAUGAUGUAGAGGGACCAGUUGACCAUCUGUCUGUUCUUUCUCUCUCUUUUUUUAUUUCCUACCCAAGAAUGUACCUGAGCAGUGUGGGGAGGGGGGAUGUAUUAUGAAGGUGAAUGUUCUAUAGGAAGGUUUAGCUUGAUCUUCUGAAUGUAGAGCCAAUGGUGCUUGAUUGCUAGGGAUGUUGUAGCUCUUCAGCAGAGCUCCUGAUGGGUUGCAAAUGUCAACUGAGAGCUGAUCAAAAUGAUUUGGAUUGUGAAAUGCUGACAAUUUCAAAAACUGGAGAGGUGGGAGAAUUUGAAAUGGUCAUGGAAUUUCCUCUCUGUUUUUGUCACCAGCUGUGGAACUGGUUGAAAUGUCAAGUUAUCAAGCCAGACAAGUGGAGUUAAAUUUCACACCUUGUCAUAAGAUGUUUGACUAGCUUAACUUUAGAUGGUUACUGAAUGUAGAUUUACUAGAUAAUGCAAUGCAUGGCCUUCUCUAGGGUGUGUUUGCGUGUAUGUAUAGUGGAAUGCUAACUGGUUGUAGAACAGUGGUUAUGCAAGCAUUUUUCUUUAAUUGAUACAACCUUUUGGUUGAAGUAUCAUUUUGCAUGAAGCCACUUUUCACAUAGUUUGAAUGUGACUUUCCUCUUUUUGGACUAAAAUAUCCUUUGUUUAUUUAAAAGACAAAUAAAUGGAAAAACAGAAACCCCAAGGAACAAGGUUAGUGUUGGUGUCUGAGCACAAAUAUGUGCAGGUUGUAAAUUCAAAUCCUCACCUUCGGAUGUUCAACAAAUAUUGAUUGAAACUCUUCUACUGUAUGCCUGGUCAUGUGUUUCUAAUCAUUUUGUUUCACACUGAUCAAGGAGCAGUUCAUUGCUAGCCUCAGCAUUUUUAUAUCCCUGUUUAUUUUGGUUUUGUUCUUUUCCCACACCACCCUGGAAAUAACGGGCCAGGUUUUCAGCUGAUGUAAGUUACCGUAACUCUUCAGAAAUCAGUGGAGAUGCACCAUUCUAUCAGAGCUGAGGGUGUACCGCAUUAUUUCUCCCCACAGCACAAUACAUGCAGUUCACAGCAGCAUGAGGCUGAUGCACCAUUUAAAUACAAUAUAAAUCUUCAAAAUGUUGCGCACACUCUGGGCAGCUUCUCUGUGAAGAGGUGAGUUUCACCCAUAUACUACAAUGGCACAAAGAAUAAAGUUGGAGGUAGAGGGAAAAGUUCUAGUAAAGAAUAAAAACAGUCUACAUCUUAUAAUACUACUUUGUGCUGUCCAUGCCAUUUCAUUCCUUAAAAUAAAAUCACCCUCACAAAGUCAAAAGUUUACCCAAGUUAAACAGCCUAUUGGCUUAGUGCGAUGAAAGCACACUGGUUUCUGUAGCUGGCCAAACACAGGGAGUGAUGUGCCCAGUAUCACAUCCCAUCCCGACUCACUAGUUACUCAGUUACAACUGGGUGCAUGAGCGUAAGUCCAGAGCACAGGGCUUAGGCAUGUACUUGCCAUCUUGCUGCAGCUUCACUGCUUUUCGUAUCCAUCCAAGCUUGGGAAUGCCCAAAUAUUCUGUUAUCACCACUCCAACAGCAGUGUAUACGUGAUCUGAAUCCCAUCUCCCAUAACAGUGCUAAGGGUACAUGCUGUUUACUAAAUUUGCCACGCUACUGCCAACUCUUCUUCAGAGAUUUCAAAAGCCUGCUCUUAGUGGCGGUUGUUCUCAUGUGUAAUUAUAUAUUUGUCCUCUCACCUUGAUUACUUGCUUGUGAGAAUCUCAGGUGCAAAGUGAAAUGUGUUAUUCUUGGCUCUCACUGGAGGUAUUGCUGGUGCUAGAACUGAGCUUUACACCUACCAGAUGAGAUAUGUGAAUGUGGCUUAUCUUAUGAUCUGCUAUAAAUGGCAUCUCACUCCGUUCCUCUGCUCAUGGCCCAGUUAUGAAUAAUGGGGAUAACCUCUGCUUGCCUGUUUAUUAGUAUAAGUGACUAUUAAAUGCAUUGGACUAAAAACACAGGCUACAUACAUAAAAUAUUUUCUCAAUGUAAAAUCCAUCUCCACUGAGCUAUAAUGACCAUGGCAGCUUGUCUGCUGGAAACUAAUGGACCAAGAUUCAGUCAAGAACUCUUGAGAGUUAUUGACCCAUGCUAAUAUAUUCUGAAGAUGUGGGGGAAAAAAUAGUCACAUGCAUUUCUUUAUGGGUGAAGCUAUUUAUUGAUGUAUACAUGGGAUGUUUCUAAAGGAUGAAUGUCUUCUGUAAUACAUUAGUCACUCUGAUCUAUCAUCGCCCAGGUCCCAAUUACAUUAAAAAAAUUUCC